Messenger RNA from Plasmodium adleri (nom. inval.), 1743 nucleotides. Its product is annotated as conserved Plasmodium protein, unknown function. Gene Ontology annotation, molecular function: zinc ion binding. Gene Ontology annotation, biological process: regulation of DNA-templated transcription. Lineage: Eukaryota; Apicomplexa; Aconoidasida; Haemosporida; Plasmodiidae. The record is from RefSeq and is a predicted model, not a curated record. Bases 1 to 1743 code for a protein of 580 amino acids. Gene Ontology annotation, cellular component: nucleus. The transcript has 3 exons.
AUGGAUGAAAAUGUUAAGUACGCAAAUUUCUUGAAAAGUAAAAUAGUGAAAUAUUUUAAUUUGAAAAACGACGAAUUAGAUAUAAAUUAUAUCAUAUCUAUAUUAAAUUGUAAAUCUUAUGAUUUAUAUGAUUCUAUUUUUUUAUUGAAUGAAUCUUUUUAUGAACAAAAUAAAAACACAAAAUGUUCUUCUUUAAAUAACGUAAAAAAAUUUACUCAAGAUUUAGUAAAUAGCAAAAAGAAAUUUUUUAAUUCAAGUGAUGUAAAUUUAGAUAGUCCUGACAGAAAUUUUUUUUUAAGUAAUAGUAAUGAGAGUAAAACAAUAAGCACAUCUUUUCAAGAUGUAUUUGAAAAUGAUAAAAAAAUUAAUUUAACAGUUAAUACAAAUCAAAAUAAUAUAUCAUCUAAUAUAAAAAAAAAGGAAAUAAAAAAAAAUCAAAAUGAACAUUUAACGAAUGAUUUUAAACAAGUAUUUUUUGAAUCAAAAAGAAGAAAUAAUGAUGAAAAAAAGAAAAAAAUAUUGGAUGAUAAUAAUAAACAUAUAAACAAAAAUGAAUAUAAUGAUGAGAUAAAAAAUAAUAUAUAUGAAAAAGAUAUAAUAAAACAAAAAAAUAAUGUAAUAAAAAAUCAUUCUAUAAAUGAUCAUACAAUGUUAGAUUUAAAAAAGACAAAUGAACAGUUAAAAUUCGACAAAGAAAAAAAAAAUCAAAAAAAUGAAACGUCUGAACAGAAAUCUAAUGAUAACAAAAGAGAAGAUAAUUAUUUUUCUUUUUUUAAUAUAAAAGAAAAUAACUAUUCCUUAAAACAAGCUAUAGAUUUUAUAGAAAAUGAAAAUAAUGUUGUAAAAUAUAAUAAUGAGCAAAAUGUAAAAGAAAAAAAAAAAAAAAAUCUACAAAUAUGUAUAUGUAAUGGACAAAAUCAUAAAAUAUAUGCAAAUUGUCUAUUUUGUGGAAAAAUAUAUUGUACUAAAAUUAAAUAUAAAAAUUGUAUUUUUUGUGAAAACCAAUUAUAUGAAUCAUAUAUAAUAAAUAAUUUAUUUUUUACAUCAAACCAAAAUAAUAACACAAAUAAUAAUAAUAUGAAGAAAUUAAUAUCAUCCGUCAAAAGUUCAAAUAAUUUUUUAUACAAAUAUUAUUUUAAUACAAAUAAUACUUACUUAAAAAAAGCCUUCGAAUUGAGAGAUAAAAUGUUAAGGAACUCAAUUAAUGAAGAACAAACAAAAGUUAUCGAUGACAGUAUUGAUUGGUUUGAGGAUGAUAUUAAAAAUGAAUUUAAUAAUCAGUCUAUACAUUUUUCUCAUUAUGAUGAUGAAAUAAAAAAUGAAAUCAUUAAUAAAUAUCAUGAAAUUUUUGGAAAGAGAUUUAAUGAGAUUAAUAUUGAUAUCGACCUUGUAAAUAUGAAGAUUACUGAGAAUAAAGAUUUUUUAAAAAUUAAAGAAUUUAAUGAUUAUUUAAACGAAAAGGAAAAGGAAUAUCAAGCUUAUGUGGAACUUAAAAAACAGCAAGACAUAAAUUUUAAUAAUGCUCGUAAUUAUUUGACUACUAAAGAAAAGAAAAAUUUAAGUUACAUUAAUGACCUCAAAAAAAUAUUUUUUAAAGAAAACAUUGUAAAAAAUGAUACAAAAAUAUAUAAUGUUGAACAAUCGUAUAAAUGUGAUAAGCCAACAAUUUAUAAGAAUAACAAAAAGUAUAAAUGUAAUGUUAUAAGUUUUGUAUAUGAAGAGCAUGAGGAUACACCCAAUUAA